Rasamsonia emersonii CBS 393.64 is the source of this 1977-nucleotide messenger RNA. RefSeq lists its product as uncharacterized. Gene Ontology annotation, molecular function: protein binding. The transcript is spliced from 2 exons. The coding region runs from base 1 to 1977 and encodes 658 amino acids. Lineage: Eukaryota; Fungi; Ascomycota; Eurotiomycetes; Eurotiales; Trichocomaceae. The record is from RefSeq and is a predicted model, not a curated record.
AUGGCACACACCCCCAGGAACCUCGACUCUCUCCCUUAUGAUGUCCUGUAUCAGAUUGCCGAUGACUUGGACUGCCAGGAUUUUGCCAAUCUUGCGCGAGUCAACAGGGCCAUUAACAGAUCCUUGCGGGAUGAGCGUCUGGCGAAGCGAUCGGUGGAACGCUACAUUUCACAUACAAAGGAAGGUCGCCUGGCCAUCAGUGGCAAAAUCCCAUUUCGAGAAGCCAUCGAUCGUCUCUACGAAAUCAGGGAGGCCGUGGCUUUGGCACGACCUUACUCGGCAGCAAUUUUGUCGUAUACUACCCCUUUCACCUUUCUCUACCGGGAAGGAGUUCUCUGCUAUCUCUACAACGAUGACAUACGGGUGUUGGACGUUCACCAGGCGGAAGAGGUGGAACAUGUCUUGAAUACCACCAACAUCCUCGUUAGAAUCAUUCCCGGGCUUCGGGCGGACAACAUAUAUGCCAAUGCCGUUCAACUCUCACUCCUUCAUUACAGUGCCGGGUUCCUCGCGAUCCUCGUGGAGAUUCAAGGAGGACAGGAUCCUUGGCUGAUCGUGCUUGACGUGACGCCACAGGGCCAUAAGCAUGGUAGGGUCCGUCUCCGCACGCAGAUCCGGUCUAGUCGGAGACUCUUCGUCCGCCAUAACGGGUCUUAUUUAUUUUAUGGCACCCAUUCUGCUAUUGGCCACCAUGGGUAUCACCAGUGGGCCAUUGAAGUGGUAGACUUGAAGAAUGGCAAGCCUCUAACCCGAAAACCAAUCGUCCUGGAGAAUUUUGCAGGCAAUGAUAUCGGGCAAUCAGUCUGCUUUGAGAUCUUCCAGGACCACCUUUAUGCGGUCUCCAGUCAGGUGUCUUUCGAAGAGGAAGAAGUAGACUGGACGUCGUUCUAUAUGUGGGCAUGCUUGCCGCCAACGGGACAUGUGGGCAGACCCCGGUUGAACCGGAUCUGGCGUCGUCAGCACCGAGAAGGCCCCAUCAACGACACCUGGACGGACAUGUCGCUCCGGCAAGACGAGGCGACCGGGGAACUCAUGAUCUUCGAAUGUCGACGGGAGUGGCGAAAUGGUGGCAGCGACAAUAUCCGGACUUACUACCGUCACCCCCUUCCGUUUCCUGCUGAGGCUGUCACGUUAACAUGGGCAUCAUCCUCACCACCGUCGUCCUCUUCCUCAACUGGAGUUAGCUCAGGUCCAAGCGCGCCCUUGCCCUCGAAUAUAAUGCUACCGAAUGAGCGAUUGACCACGACCCUAGAUGAGGACAGCAAGCCCAAUUACGCCCCACCAGAGCUACGACUCCCCAGGUACGUGCAUCCAGAAUACAGCCUAGAAGACGCUGCCUCCCAGAGACGAGAUUUCAUCCUGGCCAAAACCAAGUACCGCACUUACAAUCCCUCUGCCUCUGCGUUUCUGGAUCUCGUCAACGACCCACUCCAGAACUCCCAGGUCGCAAUCCCACCGGACCGAUUGCGAGUCCGCAUCAGUUCACGUAAGCGAAAGUGCCCGUUUGAUGAGGAAGGGAGGCUGAUCCCCCGGGACGUUUCGUCAUCGGGAGAGCCUAUUCCGUUGAGCGAAGAGCGGUUCGUCUCCAGGGGUACGAAGUUGUGGCCUCCGGAUGACGCACCCGAGGAUGUCUUUGACCUUCUUUGUCCAUCAAAAACGGCGGCUGGGGUUCAUGCCGAGGCGGACGAACGGUCCCUCAUCUAUGCAGUCAAUAUGGGAGAAGGCGAAAAACGAGCGAUCGUGUUGAUCAGUUUCGAUCCGAAGAUCCGGAUCCCCUCUAUGCGACGUCUGGGCAAGGUCAACUCUGAAAAGAGCAAGACCCCAGUUGAUAUAGAGCAGCCUCGAGUAGGAGAAGUCAAGGGGAAGUCAAGAAGCGUUGUCCUGGGGCAAGAUGGGCCAAGUCCGACGCCCAAGCCAUCGUUCCGGACGGAGAAAGCGAUGCACCUGACCAUUAAUCGGGGAUACUGGUUUGGCUAG